AUGGAAGCUCAGCGAAAUCGUCAGGAGAUAUACCAGCCCUCCAGAGGUCCACCACACGCUCGAUCUGUAUUUUCGUAUUCUGGCGGCAAAACCGAAUCGGUCAACAGUCAUUCGUACACACUGUCCAGAUACCUCAAGAGUUUCUUGGAGAGUGAUGAAAAGCGGGUAUCCCUGCUUAAUCGCAAGGUCCCUAAAGAUAGGCGCGACCCCGCCGUGCCACCUGGAGUUAUUAUCACAUGGCAGAUGUCGUUCGAUCUGAUACGCGAGACUGACCCGAAAGCUGCAGACUUGCUUUCGUUGAUGGCAAUGUUUGAUAAUCAAGAGAUUCCGGGUCUGCUAGUGCAUGAGGGGCAAAGCUAUGACGAGUUUUGGGUGGUGGCAUCGCCCUUGACCAACUUCUCACUCAUCAAGGUUCAAGACACUGAUCAACCAAACCCGGAGGUUGAUGAAAUGCUCUUUGACAUGCACGGCCUGGUGCAGCUAGCUACAAGAGACUGGUUGAGGAUUGAGGGGAAGCUGAAAGAAUGGGAGGGCAAAUCGAUACAUACCAUGUUCACUAGGUUUCCUUACGCUAAGGUCAACGAUCGCAAAAGCUGGAAAACCUGUGAGAUUCUACUUCCGCACGCGCAGAAAACGCUUGCAUACAUUCCAGAGGAUAAGAGCGUGACUUUCGAGCGAAUGAAAGUUGCUUGGGAGGUUGGAUUGUACCUCCGGGUUAUUGGCGAUUACUCGGAGGCUGAACAGAUCAGCAGCGAAGUCUAUUUGGAGGCGUACAACUUGCUUGGGCCCAAAAGCCUGGAUACGAUUUCAAGCAGUGAGUUAUUGGCGGAUGUGUAUAUUUACCAGGGCAAGUACAACAAAGCGCAAGCCUUGCAAGAAAAAGCGCUCGAAGUACUUCAAGAAGAGUUUCCCCAGGGCCAUAUCCACACUUUUAACGUGUACGCGAGACUUGGAACUAUCUAUAUCUACCAAAGCAAAUAUGCAAAGGCAGAGACGCAUCUACGAAAAGCCUUGGAAGGAUAUUCGCUGUUGGCAGAUCCAGACAUAGUGCAGACAUAUUGGACGCAGGGCGAGCUCGCCGUGUCAUUAGACAAGCAAGGAAAGCUCCAGGAGGCUGAGGACAUGCAUCUUCAAGUCAUCGAGCGCAUGAAACAGAGUGCAGGGCCUGAGGCUACGGACACCAUCACCUGCAUGUUUAAUCUUGCUCAGCUUUUCAGCCAGCAAAAACAAUUCACGAAGGCCAUACAAUGGCAUCGACAGUGUGCCAAGGCUUACAAGGCAAUAUUGGGAGCGGAACACCCUCUCACACUUCUUGCCGAUGGUCAGGUCGGCUUGAAUCUGUGGUACGACGGCCAGACCCCCGAGGCUGCAGAGAUUCUGCGGCACAAUCUUGAGAUGACGGAACAAAGGUUGGGUGCAGAACACAAGAGCACUUUCACAAGAGCAAACAACCUCGCACUUGUCCUUGCCGAUCAGAUGAACUACACGGAGGCAGAGACACUGUUCAUACGCGCAAUUAAAGGGAUGGCGGGGAUACACAGGAUGGACCAUCCUCACCUCAAUACUUCCAUGCUCAACUAUUCUGACUUUUUGGUAAAGCAGGGUCUACACCAGGAAGCUGCGAAACUGAAAAGCGCGCUCAAAGAUCCGAACAUGCUUAGCAACGUGGAUGAAUUCUGCUCGCUCCUCGAUCGGUUGCAUUUAGACGGAGAUUCGAGAGAUAGCGAUGGAACCAGAUAA
Didymosphaeria variabile is the source of this 1740-nucleotide messenger RNA. RefSeq lists its product as uncharacterized. Lineage: Eukaryota; Fungi; Ascomycota; Dothideomycetes; Pleosporales; Didymosphaeriaceae. Gene Ontology annotation, molecular function: protein binding. The record is from RefSeq and is a predicted model, not a curated record. The transcript has a single exon. The coding region runs from base 1 to 1740 and encodes 579 amino acids.